AUAUUUUGAUUGGCUGAUCGAUCUUAUUGUGCAUAGGAAAGCCGGGAAAGAGUGUCUUCAGCCGGACCACUUGUGCCCCAAAACCCCAAACAAAACCUCCCGACAGAAGACACGGGAUCCCCAGAGAUCUGGUUCGGAGCUCACCCAUCGUCCGGUAGAUGGCUCAGACAGGGACCAGAUCUGCAGCAGCGGCGUCGGGCGGCGGUGGGGAGGAGGUGUCCCUCAAAGAAAAGGGCAAUGAGUUCUUCAAAGCGGGGAACUACCUUAAAGCUGCCGCUCUCUACACUCAGGCGAUUAAGCAGGAUCCCAAUAACGCCACCCUUUACAGCAACCGCGCUGCGGCAUUCCUGCAUUUGGUCAAGCUCAGUAAAGCUCUCACUGAUGCUGAGACAGCAAUCACAUUGAACCCCCAGUGGGAGAAGGGCUACUUUAGGAAAGGAUGUGUAUUAGAGGCCAUGGAAAGAUAUGAUGAGGCGUUAGCUGCUUUCGAGAUGUCUUUGCAAUACAAUCCGCAAAGUUCUGAAGUAUCAAAGAAGAUCAAGAGGGUUGGGCAACUAGCAAGAGAAAAGAAGCGAGCCCAGGAAGUUGAGGAUUUGAGAUCCAAUGUGCAGAUGGCUAAGCACUUGGACCCAUUCAAAACUGAAUUGUUGGGAAAAUGUGGAGCUGAAGAAGGGUUUGAAGCCAUUGUGUCAUUUGUCGUUGAGACGAUGGAGACAGCUGUUAAGUCAUGGCAUGAGACUUCCAAAUUGGACCCUCGUGUCCAUUUCCUUCUAGAUUCAGAGAAGACGGAUACUGAAAAAUAUGCUCCUGCUGUAAAUAUUGACAAGGCAUUUGAAUCGCCCGAUAUGCACAGCAGUUGUUUUACAUUUCUUAGGCAGUAUGCUGAGGAUUCUUUCUCCAAAGCAGCUUGCCUAGUUACGCCAAAAAGCACCAUAUCCUACCCACAGGUAUGGAAGGGACAAGGAUCAAGAAAGUGGAAACACGGGCAACAUGAUGGCUUCUUUGUGCAAUUUGAGUCGCCUUUCCUCCGAAAACUAUGGUUCAUUCCAAGUUCAACUGAAAAAGGGAAAAGUCUCUGCAGAGAACCGGUAGUCCUUGACAUCGACAUCCAUGGGUUGCUCCCACGUCUCUUCAAAGAAUAGACAGUGACUUCAUAGCUGUAGUGAACUGCUUCAGACUAAUUACAUCAGAAUCUGGUUGUCAGAGUGAAAGAAUUAGAGAAGCUUGCUUCUGUUGGUGAUCUUCGGUCGAUCCAUUCAUUCUGCAUCUCCUUCAUGUUCAGGUAUUAUGGAGGAUUUUGCCAGGUCAAUUUCUGGUGCAAUAUUUUCUUGGGGUUUGCUUCAGUAUACCAUUGCUAGCUCUGAUAUGUUGGUUCAGUUUUGGCUUUCACCCAAAAAAAUGAAAUUCUUGUAGAGGCUUGAUAUUCUUUGCUUAGAUUUUAUGUUCGGUCAUAGAUGUUCUAUAUCUUAUCCGGCUCAGAGUAAUGUUUGGUGAUUAUAUGUCAUAUGUAUAUUAUCGGUUGGAUAUUUGAAUGCUCAGGUUCUGCUCAAAUUUUUUUCUUCACGUCCA
Messenger RNA from Punica granatum (pomegranate), 1569 nucleotides. NCBI's taxonomy places the organism in Eukaryota, Viridiplantae, Streptophyta, Magnoliopsida, Myrtales, Lythraceae. The record is from RefSeq and is a predicted model, not a curated record.